Impatiens glandulifera is the source of this 685-nucleotide messenger RNA. Its product is annotated as CASP-like protein 4C1. The transcript has 3 exons. The coding region runs from base 15 to 608 and encodes 197 amino acids. The record is from RefSeq and is a predicted model, not a curated record. Lineage: Eukaryota; Viridiplantae; Streptophyta; Magnoliopsida; Ericales; Balsaminaceae.
CCUUUCCGCCGGAAAUGCCAUCUCCGGAGUCCCGCCGAAAUGGCGAGACUCCGUCGCCUCGGCCACGAAUCCAAGUCUCACCUCCUCCUCACUUCAACUCCACUGCUGCCGAACAAAAGCUCCGGCGGUUCAACAUACUCAUACUCACUUUUCGACUAGGUGCCUUCUGUUUCUCACUCGCCGCCGCUAUCUUCAUGCUCGUAAACCCUAGACCUUCUAAUAAUUCACCUCGCUGGUACAAUUACGACGCAUUCAGAUUUGUCCUUGCUGCUAAUGGGAUAGUCGCUGUGUAUUCAAUGUUGGAAAUGGCGGCCGCCGUAUGGGAAAUUUCGACCGGCGUCACGAUUCUGCCGGAAAUAUUUCAAGUUUGGUUCGAUUUCAGCCAUGAUCAGGUGUUUGCUUACCUGUUGCUGUCGGCGGCAUCGACGGGGGCCGGGUUGGCCCGGACGUUGAGGGACACGUGUACGGCUAACAAUGCGUUCUGUAAGCAAACGGACAUAUCGGUUGCAUUGGGGUUUGUGGGAUUCGUGUUCUUGGGUUUGUCUUCUUUGCUCUCGGGUUUUCGGGUCGUCUGCUUCAUUGUUAAGGGCUCUCGUUUUCACAUUUAAAAAAGUAUUUAAUUAGUUAACUACUUUUACUUGAGUAUUAAUUAAAUUCAUAAUAAAAUUAGUAAACUCACCAAAAA